Molecule: messenger RNA, 5540 nt
Organism: Cervus elaphus (red deer)
Lineage: Eukaryota; Metazoa; Chordata; Mammalia; Artiodactyla; Cervidae
Gene: TNK2
Product: tyrosine kinase non receptor 2
Exons: 17
Coding region: 1512-4751 (1079 amino acids)
Biological process (GO): regulation of keratinocyte differentiation; negative regulation of epidermal growth factor receptor signaling pathway; signal transduction
Cellular component (GO): extrinsic component of cytoplasmic side of plasma membrane
Molecular function (GO): ATP binding; protein tyrosine kinase activity; protein serine/threonine/tyrosine kinase activity
Source: RefSeq, a predicted model, not a curated record
GCGGGCUCCAGGAACUCCGGCGGGAGGGCGGGCGCUCCUGGCUCUCGGGCCGGCGCGCUGGGCCGCAGCACCUGCGGGGGCCGGCGCAGGGCGCGGCGCCCGGCGGGCGGACCUCGACGCCCAGGAGCGAGGGCGGGGAGCCGGGACCGGGACUGGGGACGGAGCGGGAGGGGACGCUACCCCGCAGCCCCCUCCCCUGGGGGACGGGGCGGAAGCAGCCGGGCGGGGGGCGGUGUGAGCGGGCGCAGAGGACAGCACCAUCUGGAGGGGCGGGACCGCGCGGCCUCUGGGGGGCAGGCGAGUGCGUUGGGCAGUGCCGGCUGGGGGCCCCAGGCGGGGAGUUGUGCAGGAAGAGCGCGGCGGGCUCAGCCCAGGGCUGCCGGAGCAGCAGCCGCAGCGGGUCGGGGUUCUCAGCUGGGGCCCGCAGCAGCUUCGCGGGCUGAAGCUCGGCGUGGAGGAGCAGGGGGGCGUGGGUCCGGCGGUGCAGGAGGAGGGCGGGGUGGGCCCGGGGGUGCAGGAGCGGGGUGGCCGGGGCCACGAGCCCAGUCUGGGGGUGGUGUGGGGGCCGCCGGACGGCGCGGACUGGAGGCGCCCGCCGCCGUGGACUGGCUCCGCGGGCUGGCCGGUGGUGCAGGAGGAGGGGCUGGGGCCCCGCAAGCAGCACCAGGAGAAAGGGGAAGGUAGCCCCGCAGUGCAGGAGCGUGGGGAGGCCCGCACCGGGGUGCAGGAACGGGGGGAGGGGAGCCCACGCCGGCUGCUGCAGCAGCCCGAGCAGCUGUCCGAGCUCGGGCAGGGCUCUUGGGAGCGCAGAGACGAGCUCGAAAGUUCCGGGGAGCCGUACUGGGAGAGCUGCGGGCACCUCAGACGGGAGGCGGUGGUCCUGGGAGCGGUCCCGGCCCGUCGCAAGAGACUCGAACUGCUGGGGAGGGCCCGGCCAGUGGGGCCCCGGGGGCCUGAGGGGGAGGGACGUCUGGGGGUGCAGGAAGCGAAUUGGCUGCCUGGGGUACAGGAGGGACAGGUGGUGCGGGCUGUCCAGGAAACCUACCUGGACGGGAAGGGGUCCCAGGAGGGGGAGGGGCCCCCUGAGGGGCACAGGCUCCGGAGGCGCAGGCGGAGGAGGAGGUGGUAACCCACGGGCUGGCUGCUCGGCACCAGGGCCGGGCCGGGCCGGGCCGGGGUCGAGGUGAGCGCAUAAUGUAGGGGUUUGGGGAGAGGGGAGCAGAAGAGCACCGUGAACCUGGGGGCGUUGGAAACCACUGCCCGGUAGCAAGCAGUGUCCUGCUGGGUCCUUUUCUGCCACCUCGGCUGGGACAUCCUAGAAGCAGUGUCUGCAGUGAGCCAGUGGAAGGCAGCAGCCUCCUCCCAGACCAGUGUGAUUUCAGACCUGGGAUGACCUGAAGGAGUGAGGUUUCCUGGUGCAGUUCCUCUGGGAUGAAGUCCCACGGGGACCAGCCUGACCCUGGUCCAGAAGCUUAGGCCCUGCACACAAGAGGAGGCUGGGGAGCAGCAGCAUGCAGCCGGAGGAGGGCACAGGCUGGCUGCUAGAGCUGCUGUCCGAGGUGCAGCUGCAGCAGUACUUCCUGCGGCUCCGCGACGACCUCAACGUCACCCGCCUGUCCCACUUUGAGUAUGUCAAGAACGAGGACCUGGAGAAGAUUGGCAUGGGCCGACCCGGCCAGCGGCGGCUGUGGGAGGCCGUGAAGAGGAGGAAGGCCAUGUGCAAACGCAAGUCCUGGAUGAGCAAGGUGUUCAGUGGAAAGCGGCUGGAGGCUGAGUUCCCCCCUCAUCACUCUCAGAGCACCUUCCGGAAGACCUCGCCCACCCCGGGGGGCUCUGCUGGGGAGGGGUCCCUGCAGAGCCUCACCUGCCUUAUUGGGGAGAAGGACCUGCAUCUCUUCGAGAAGCUGGGAGAUGGUUCCUUUGGCGUGGUGCGCAGGGGCGAGUGGGACGCCCCCUCCGGGAAGACGGUGAGCGUGGCUGUGAAGUGCCUGAAGCCCGACGUGCUGAGCCAGCCGGAGGCCAUGGACGACUUCAUCCGGGAGGUCAACGCCAUGCACUCGCUUGACCACCGAAACCUCAUUCGCCUCUACGGGGUGGUGCUCACACCGCCCAUGAAGAUGGUGACAGAGCUGGCACCUCUGGGAUCAUUGUUGGACCGGCUACGCAAGCACCAGGGCCACUUCCUGCUGGGUACCCUGAGCCGCUAUGCUGUCCAGGUGGCUGAGGGCAUGGGCUACCUGGAGGCCAAGCGCUUCAUUCACCGGGACCUGGCCGCCCGAAAUCUGCUGUUGGCCACCCGAGACCUGGUCAAGAUUGGGGACUUCGGGCUGAUGCGAGCACUGCCCCAGAAUGAUGACCACUACGUCAUGCAGGAACAUCGCAAGGUGCCCUUUGCCUGGUGUGCCCCAGAGAGCCUGAAGACGCGCACCUUCUCCCAUGCCAGCGACACCUGGAUGUUUGGGGUCACGCUGUGGGAGAUGUUCACCUACGGCCAGGAGCCCUGGAUCGGCCUCAAUGGCAGUCAGAUCCUGCAUAAGAUUGACAAGGAGGGGGAGCGUCUACCGCGGCCCGAGGACUGCCCCCAGGACAUCUACAAUGUCAUGGUCCAGUGCUGGGCUCACAAGCCCGAGGACAGACCCACCUUUGUGGCUCUGCGGGACUUUCUGUUGGAGGCUCAGCCCACCGACAUGCGGGCCCUUCAGGACUUCGAAGAACCUGACAAGCUGCACAUCCAGAUGAACGACGUCAUCACCGUCAUCGAGGGGAGGGCUGAGAAUUACUGGUGGCGUGGGCAGAACACGCGGACGCUGUGCGUGGGGCCCUUCCCUCGCAAUGUGGUGACCUCUGUGGCCGGCCUGUCAGCCCAGGACAUCAGCCAGCCGCUGCAGAAUAGCUUCAUCCACACGGGGCAUGGCGACAGCGACCCCCGCCACUGCUGGGGCUUCCCUGACAAGAUCGAUGAACUGUAUCUGGGAAACCCCAUGGACCCUCCCGACCUGCUGAGCGUGGAACUGAGCACAUCCAGACCCACCCAGCAUCUGGGCAGGGUGAAAAGGGAGCCUCCACCUCGCCCUCCUCAGCCUGCCAUCUUCACUCAGAGUAAGUGGGGCUGCUCCCGGUGCCUUGGCCCCCGCCCCCGCCCCCUCUCUCCUCUCACUCCUCUCCUUCUGGAAGAACCAACCUACGACCCCGUGAGUGAGGACCAAGACCCCCUGUCCAGCGACUUCAAGAGGCUGGGCCUGCGAAAGCCAGGACUGCCCCGUGGGCUGUGGCUCGCGAAGCCCUCGGCCCGGGUGCCAGGCACCAAGGCUGGCCGCGGUGGCGGCGAGGUCACACUCAUCGACUUUGGCGAGGAGCCUGUUGUGCUGGCCCCACGGCCCUGUGCCCCCUCACUGGCGCAGCUGGCCAUGGAUGCCUGUUCCUUGCUGGACAAGACCCCGCCGCAGAGCCCUACACGGGCCCUGCCCCGGCCCCUGCAUCCCACGCCUGUGGUGGACUGGGAUGCGCGCCCGCUGCCCCCGCCUCCUGCCUACGACGAUGUGGCCCAGGAUGAGGAUGACUUUGAGGUCUGCUCCAUCAACAGCACCCUAGUGGGCGCCGGGGUCUCUGCUGAGCCCAGCCAGGGCGAGACCAACUACGCCUUUGUGCCUGAGCCGGCGAGGCUCCUCCCCCCUCUGGAGGACAACCUGUUCCUCCCACCCCAGGGUGGGGGCAAGCCACCCAACUCGGCCCAAACCGCAGAGAUCUUCCAGGCGCUGCAGCAGGAAUGCAUGCGGCAGCUGCAGGUCCCGGCUGGCUCUCUGGUCCCCUCGCCCAGCCCCGGGGGUGACGACAAGCCCCAGGUCCCCCCCCGGGUGCCCAUCCCCCCGAGGCCCACGCGCUCACAUGGCGAGCUGUCUCCGGCCCCCCCAGGCGAGGAGGAGACGGGCCGGUGGCCCGGACCUGCCUCCCCUCCCCGGGUGCCUCCCCGGGAGCCCCUAUCUCCACAAGGCUCCAGGACUCCCAGCCCCCUGGUGCCACGUGGCAGCUCCCCGCUGCCACCCCGGCUCUCCAGCUCACCUGGGAAGACCAUGCCCACCACCCAGAGCUUUGCCUCAGACCCCAAGUAUGCCACACCCCAGGUGAUCCAGGCGCCUGGCCCGCGGGCUGGCCCCUGCAUCUUGCCCAUCGUCCGAGAUGGGAAGAAGGUCAGCAGCACCCACUACUACCUGCUACCUGAGCGCCCGCCCUAUCUGGAGCGCUACCAGCGCUUCCUGCAUGAGGCCCAGAGCCCCAAAGAGCCAGAACCCAUGCCCGUGCCCCUGCUGCUGCCCCCUCCCAGCACCCCAGCCCCAGCCGCCCCCACUGCCACUGUUCGACCAAUGCCCCAGGCUGCCCCAGACCCCAAGGCCAACUUCUCCACCAACAACAGCAACCCAGGGGCCCGGCCAUCCGCCCAGAGGGCCACUGCUCGGCUGCCACAGAGGGGCUACCCUGGGGACGGGCCAGAGGCUGGGCGACCUGCAGACAAGGUCCAGAUGCUGCAGGCCAUGGUGCAUGGGGUGACCACAGAGGAGUGCCAGGCGGCCCUGCAGAGCCACAGCUGGAGCGUGCAGAGGGCUGCCCAGUAUCUGAAGGUGGAGCAGCUCUUUGGUCUGGGUCUGCGGCCACGAGGCGAGUGCCACAACGUGCUGGAGAUGUUCGACUGGAACCUGGAGCAGGCCGGCUGCCACCUGCUGGGCUCCUGCGGCCCUGCCCACCACAAGCGUUGAGAUGCCUGAAGAGCCAGAGGAUCUGCCCUGAAGGAAUCACUUAAGCUUGUCCAUCUGAGGAGGGCGUGGAGACUCCCUGCCAGGCCUGGAAGACCUGCUGCACCCACGGCUCCCAGUGGCAGAGCGAGGCCGUGGCAGCAGGAAGCUGGGACUCCCGCCCUGCCUGUCCCUCCCUCCCCCAGUGCUGUCCCUGCAGCUUCAGAAGCCCUUGGUGCCCCAGCCAAGGUGCAGGAGGGGGCCUCUUGAAGGCAGGCUGGGGUCGGCCUCAGCAGGCCCUACAGCUGACCUGCCUCUGGGCUUAAGUCCCUGGUGGAGCCUGUGGCUAAAGGGUGUGGCCAGGCCUUGCCGGCGGGAAAGCCGGACUUGACUUUGGGCAGGGAGGAUGUGUUGGCCAUACAGAGAGGUGGACCAGGGAGUGGAUGGGGGCCCUUCACAGGGCUAGGCCCUUUCCAGGGAGCCCUGUCGAACAGAAUGUGGCCUCACCGUGGACCUAUUAUGGGACUUGGCCGGUCUUAGGAUCUUGUGCCUGAAAAUAGCCUGAGGUGGCUCAGGUAGCAGAGCUAGGGUGCCAGAUCGUUCUCUGGCAGGGACCAGGGCCCAAGGGCCCAGGAUUGGAAGGAGACCAAGGGGGCAGCUGCCCUGGAGGGACACCCAGUGCUUCCUCUCUGACCCAGCUCUUCCCCUGUGCUGUUCCGUGUUUUCCCACCAGCCUCUGUCGCCAAAGUUGCUGCCCCAGCUAUGAAUAUCUGCUUCUUCCAGAGAAAUAAAGUUAGUUUCUAUUUUAUGUUA